GGGCAGCUCCCGCGGGCGGGGCUCGGGCCCAGACCAGAAGCUGCUGCUGACUUCGUGUGAGCCGGGAGCCCGGGGCUGAGCAGCUGCUGCCCCCCCUGGGGUCCGUGCUGGGGGGCCGCCAUUAACCCCUCCGUGCCCGGCCCGCGGGGGGGGCUUUCCGCAGCUGGGACCGGGCCUUGGGCCGGGGCCUGCAGGCUACAGAACAUCAUCCAGGUUUCGCACCAGAUCAUCCCAUCCUCCCAGGGGGAGAGAAAUGGCUGCAGUGGAGCUGGCUCAGGGGCUGGUGACUUUCGAGGAGGUGGCUGUGUAUUUCACCCAGGGGGAAUGGGCUCUGCUGGACCCCAUUCAGAGAGCCCUCUACAGAGACGUAAUGCAGGAAAACUAUGAGACAGUGGUCUUUCUGGGGUUUCUAGUUUCCAAACCUGAUGUAAUCUCACAGCUGGAACAAGGGGAAGAGCUGUGGGUCCCAGAUCUCCAGGGCUCUGAGAAAGAAGUGCUCCCAAGAGCUGCCUGCACAGGAAGUGACCUAUGUCUGGAUCCUCUCUCUCUCCCACUGGGUGAUGGGAAGGUGAGUGAGAACGAGGAGAAACCCUGGCAGGAAGAUGCUGAGAAAAUAGAAGCACAUGGGAUGUUAUCAGGAAAAUGCAAAGGGAAUGUUUCUGGAAGUUGUGCACUCCCAGAAAAAGCAAAAGCCUGUGAGAGUCAGCACAGGCCAGAGGAAGACUUCAGUAGCCACUCAGACCUUAUUAAAUGUGAGAGAAUUAACUUGGAAGAGACAUGCUACACAUGCCAUGUGUGUGGGAAAAGCUUCAAUGUGAGCUCUGACCUUCUCACACAUCAGAGAAUCCACAGAGGAGAGAAACCCUACACGUGCUCUGAGUGUGGGAAAAGCUUCAGUUAUAACUCACACCUUAUUAUACAUCAGAGAAUCCACACUGGAGAGACACCCUACACGUGCUCUGAGUGUGGGAAAAGCUUCAGUCAGAGCUCAAACCUUAUCACACAUUACAGAAUCCACACUGGCAUGUCACCUUACAGAUGUUCUGAGUGUGGGAAAAGCUUCAGUCAUAGCUCAGCCCUUAUUAGACACCAGGGAAUCCACACCGCAGGGAGACCCUACACAUGCUCUGAGUGUGGGAAGACCUUCAGGCUUAGCUCAGCCCUUACCAUACAUUGGAAAAUCCACAGUGGAGAGACACCCUACACAUGCAAUAACUGCGGGAAAAGCUUCAGUCAUAGCUCAGCCCUUAUUAGACACCGGAGAAUCCACACAGGUGAGAUGCCCUACACGUGCUCUGAGUGUAGGAAACCUUUCAGGCACAGCUCAGCCCUUACCAUACAUUGGAGAAUCCACAGUGGAGAGAGACCCUACACAUGCAAUAACUGUGGGAAAAGCUUCAGGCAUAGCUCAGCCCUUAUUAGACAUCAGAAAAUCCACAUGGACGAGAACUGUAACAAAUGCCUUGACUAGGGCUGGCCAAAGUGUUGUUUUGUUUUGUUUUGUUUUGUUUUUAAAUCACAUUUGCUAAUUCCCACAUAGUGAUCUUUGCAUCAUCAUCACCGUGAUCUCUCAGCUUCCCCGGAUGAGUUGCCUGCUUCUGCCUUUUGCAGCUCACCCUUCUUUGGGGUCCUGUGAUCUUUUCUAUCAACUCCUUUCCUUUUGAGUCUUAGGAGUGUGUGUCCCUCCAGCCAGGAAUGUUCAUCAGCUCCAGGUGGGAGAGAGACGUUUGAUCCCAACAAGCUACACUGAGGCAAAAACUACCUGUGCCUUACAUCCACUAGGACUGUGCUUGGUGUUGGUUGCUUAAGUUAGUGAUCUUGGUAUAAAACCACAACUAGAGUUGCAGUGCAUAUGUAGCCUAGUUGCUGCUGUUCGCAUUAGCUUUCCCCUUGACCUGACCUAAACUCCAUCACUUCUCCUAGUCUAAAAACAAACCCUGAGCAUCACAGUUAUACUGUUCCCCCAUUUCAAAGCAAUUGUUAGUCAUAAGGUUCCCCCCUUUGGGAAUAAAUUGUCUCAUUCCCAGUUGCUCUGAUAUUGCUUCAGGUUAGGCUGGAGAGCAGAUAUUUUUACUACCAUUUUCCUCACUUAAAAUAUAUUGAACUAUAACAAAGAGCAGGAACAGAGCAGGGAUAGGAAAAAAUGUCAUUUCACCCUCUAUAACAACAGAAGAAUAUAUGGUAAGUCAGGGAUUUCCUUAUUCCCCAUCACCAUCCCAAUCUCCCUGUUGUGCAAUUGGUUAGGUCAAUAUUUUUUCUAAGGGCUGGGAAGAGGAUUCCCUAGUAAGUGACUUGCAGGUAAGUAAAAUACCCAUGCAUCUGGCUCCCAAAGCAGUUGUGGCCCAGACUCUGCAGGACGUCACUCCUGAAGAUAUCUCCAUCCUAAUAAGGUGCAUGUUGCCUGUUAUUUGGGAAAUGCAAUCCCUAGCUAGGUAGAGAUGGGGAAAGUGGAAGUGACAUUUCUGUUCCGCUCACCCCUGGGAGAUGCUGCAAACGUGUAGAAAAUGAAAUCCGUGUUGAAUGUGAUAGAGCUGCCGAAAGAUACCUAUUGUUAAUAGAUACCUGACAUUUGGUAUCUUACAGGGAUUCUAAGAUGCACCUGAAUUUAGUCCCUAAUUUAAAUGUGUGCCACCAGAUUAAAGAAAUAAAAGGCAUAUUUGGGGGAGUUGUACCUCACUAUCGCUACUGAUAUUUUGUGUGGUUGGUGAAAAAUUCUGUGCGAGAGAAGUGUAAAAUUACUCCAAGUAAGGUCAAAGAUUUGACAAGAACUCAGGUAGAAAUUGCAGAUACGAGUGGUUGAUAUUCACCCCAGAGAUGGACGCUAUGGUGACCUGUGGCCCAGGUAAACUAUUUUUAGAAUGCUGCUCCCUAGUUAAGUGGCAUUGCUCACGGUCCUAAAGGAUGCCAUAAUUAAAUUGGAAACAAUUGUCCUUUACCAUUUGGAUCCAAAGUUUCAUGAAGCACAGAGAGAAACAGCUGAUUCCUUCAGAGCCAUUCUAUGCCUAUGGGUCCCAAUCUGGCUGCCUUGUUGGACAAAAGCACUUCCAUGCUGCGCAAAUGAGGGAAUGUAUCAGAUUCCAAGUUCAGACUGCAGGAUACAUGAAUGCUGAGUCCUGACUCUGGAGUUUGGUCUCUGAGGCUACAUCUACACUACAGCCGGUAUCAACACUUUGAGAUCCAUCCUCCAUUUGUCUAUUUAGCGGGUCUGGUGAAGACCCACCAAAUCAACAGCAGAUCGCACUCCAAUUGACCCCUGUAAUCUACCCCCAACUAGAAAAGUAAGGUAAGUCAACAGGAGAGUUUCUCUUGUCAACUCCCUGCGGUGUAGACCCCACGGUAACUCGACCUAAGGUAUGUCACGUAGCUGGAGUUGUGUAGCGUAGGUCGACUUUCUGCAGGAAUGUGGACAUAGCCUAAAUAUUGCUCUUCAAUCUAACACAUUUGUAUCAUUUCUCCUCCUCCUGCUACUUUGAAAGAUUAGAAAGUGUGAAAAUAGAGCACAGGUGGGUUUUCUCAUGAUGCAAUCUUCCCACAUAGUGUGAGACCCCUUCCACCCACACUUCUGGGAGAAGACCCGGGGAGAAAUGAACUCACAGAAAUGGAAGGCUCCUAGGUUAUUGUAGAAUGUGACUUCAC
Messenger RNA from Dermochelys coriacea (leatherback sea turtle), 3636 nucleotides. Its product is annotated as zinc finger protein 501-like. NCBI's taxonomy places the organism in Eukaryota, Metazoa, Chordata, Testudines, Dermochelyidae. Gene Ontology annotation, biological process: negative regulation of transcription by RNA polymerase II. The record is from RefSeq and is a predicted model, not a curated record. The transcript is spliced from 5 exons. The coding region runs from base 254 to 1471 and encodes 405 amino acids. Gene Ontology annotation, molecular function: DNA-binding transcription repressor activity, RNA polymerase II-specific.